Molecule: messenger RNA, 1994 nt
Organism: Gastrolobium bilobum
Lineage: Eukaryota; Viridiplantae; Streptophyta; Magnoliopsida; Fabales; Fabaceae
Product: mitochondrial import inner membrane translocase subunit TIM50
Exons: 10
Coding region: 102-1106 (334 amino acids)
Molecular function (GO): phosphoprotein phosphatase activity
Source: RefSeq, a predicted model, not a curated record
ACUGAUCGGGUGGCUCUGCAUUUCGUAAAAGCAGACCCAAAACCCUACUUGAACCCUUCUCACGUCACUCUCACUCUCUCCUCCGCACAAACAUCACAACUAUGUCUUUGGGAAUUCUUCGAUCGCGAGCCAUUUCUUUCGCAUCGAAGCGAUUCCUCUGCACCAAUGCGGCUUCCGCUUCCGCUCCUCUUCCUUCUCCUCCUUCCGCCUCCUCCACUAACCGCUGGAACUUCCUCAAAUACGCCGUCGUUGGUGCACUCACCGGAGCCACCGCCUAUACCGGUUACGCUUCUUACGCCUACAGUUUGGACGAAAUAGAUGAGAAAACGAAGUCUUUCCGUGAAUCGGUCAAGUACACUGCAGGUGAUGGAGCCACUGCUCUCGACAAAUUUCAAGGAUUGCUAUACUCAACUGCAAUGACAGUUCCUGCUAAAGCUGUAGAACUUUAUUUGGAUGCAAGAAGGCUAAUUGAAGAACAAGUUAGGAGUUAUACCGAACCGUACACAGACAAGCUCCUUCCUGAUUUGCUUCCUCAGGAGCGUCAUGUGUUUACACUUGUUCUAGAUCUCAAUGAGACAUUGAUCCACUAUAUUUGGACUCGAGAUACAGGGUGGCAGACUUUUAAAAGACCUGGAGUUGAUGCUUUCUUGGAGCAUCUAGCUCAAUUCUAUGAAAUUGUGGUGUAUACAGAUGAACAAACCAUGUUUGUAGACCCUGUUAUUGAGAGGCUGGAUACCAAGCAUUGCAUUAGAAAUAGGCUAUCAAGGCCAGCUACUAAGUAUCAGGAUGGGAAACACUACAGAGACCUUUCAAAACUAAACAGAGAUCCAGCAAAAGUUCUUUAUUUUAGUGGCCAUGCUUUGGAAAGUUGCCUUCAACCUGAGAACUGUGUUCCUGUUAAGCCAUGGCAGCAGAAUGAUAAAGAUGACACCUCUCUUUUGGAUUUUAUACCAUUUCUUGAGUUUGUUGCCCGUAGCAGUCCAGCUGAUAUAAGACCAGUGCUAGCGUCUUACCAAGGAUGUGAUAUUCCAACUGAAUUCAUCAAGCGUUCCAAAGAUUAUCAGAGGAGAAUGCAAGAACAGAGGCAUCGGGGUCGCUUCUGGUGAAAUUGAUCCAAGAAUAACACUGAAUUGAAUAAAAAAUGUUCUUCUUGGUGACUAGGAAAUGGGAUUGUCAACUUCAUUGCAAGUUGAUUGGUGAAUUCGUCAAAGACUUUGAAGUCAGUGCAAGUUGAUGAGUGAUUACAUCAAAUAUAGAAAAUGUGGAUUUUGUUUUACGUGAGUGUUGAACCCCAACUUUUGAACCAUCAAUUUUAUUUUAUUUUUGCCUAUAUUUCUGUUGUUGGAAAGCACCUAUUAGUUGUAGAGGAUGAAUUUCUUUUUCGUCUGAUAGAAGAAUGAGUUCUUUAUGCCAGAUGUUUCUUGCUAGGUGAAUAUCUGCCCAGAAGUGGCUAUGGAUGAGUUUGGCCAUCUCAGUUGCACAGAUUAUCCAACUGACAUAAUAAAAGAUUUUACUUAGAUUUGGUUAUAAUUGAUUUUCUUUUAUAUACUUGAUCUAGUUAUAGCGUUUAUCAGAAGUGAAUAUAAAAAGAAAAUCAAUUAUAACUCGUAAAAUCUUUUAUUAUGUCAGUUGUAUAAUCUGUGCAACUGAGAUGGCUAAAUUCAUCCAUAGCCACUUCUGGGCAGCGAUUCACCUAGCAAGAAACAUCUGGCAUAAAGAACUCAUUCUUCUACCAGACGAAAAAGAAAUUCAUCCUCUACAACUAAUAGGUGCUCUUUCCAACAAAAUAAAUACAGGGAAGAUUGAUUUUUUUAUACAACCUCCAAUGCAUGAAGUGAUGACUUGUAUAGCAUGUUUGGAAUUAUUAUCUUCCCAGAAAUAAUUAUUCUUUUUCAAAAUUGUCUCAAAAACUGUAAAAGAAAUGGGGUUCUUUCAGCUCAAAAUAAAUGUACUUAAACACCUUUUUAGUUAUAAAGUAUAUAUUGUUAUGAUUA